Molecule: messenger RNA, 597 nt
Organism: Caenorhabditis briggsae
Lineage: Eukaryota; Metazoa; Nematoda; Chromadorea; Rhabditida; Rhabditidae
Exons: 1
Source: RefSeq, a predicted model, not a curated record
GUCUCAGAAUCUCAGAAUCUCAAGAAUCUCAGAAUCUCAGAAUCGCAGAAUCUCAGAAUCUCAGAAUCUCAGAAUCUCAGAAUCUCAAAAUCUCAUAGUCUCAGAAUCUCAAAAUCUCAGAAUCUCAGAAUCUCAGAAUCUCAAAAUCUCAUAGUCUCAGAAUCUCAAAAUCUCAGAGUCUCAGAAUCUCAGAAUCUCAAGAAUCUCAGAAUCUCAGAAUCGCAGAAUCUCAGAAUCUCAAGAAUCUCAGAAUCUCAGAAUCUCAGAAUCUCAAAAUCUCAGAAUCUCAGAAUCUCAAAAUCUCAGAGUCUCAGAAUCUCAGAAUCCAAGAAUCUCAGAAUCUCAGAAUCUCAAAAUCUCAGAAUCUCAGAAUCUCAAAAUCUCAGAGUCUCAGAAUCUCAGAAUCCAAGAAUCUCAGAAUCUCAGAAUUUCAGAAUCUUAGAAUCUCAGAAUUUCAGAAUCUCAGAAUCUCAGAAUCUCAGAAUCUCAAAAUCUCAGAAUCUCAAAAUCUCAGAAUCUCAGAAUCUCAGAAAGAAUACAUGGUUCAUGGCUAGAAAGUACGAGAAACUGUAUGCAUUUGAAUCGAAUUCUGGAUAA